CACGAUAGUCUCGCACCCAGACUAACCGAACGCAUACUCUCACACCCGGGCUGCCCGGUCGACCAGCGCCAUUUUGUACUGGGCUGCCAAAGUGUGUUCGUCGGCGACCGGUACACAUGGAAAGUUCCAGCUCUAGGACUCCAAAGUGCGGAAAUGUGCCCGUUCACGCGGUUCCUAAGUACAAGAAGUCAUCUGGGCGGCAUUGCGUCGUGUUUGGAUGCCAAAACAACCAGCGCAAAAGGAGCAGGUUACUUAGCGCUGUUUGCGAAGAGCACAACACACGCAGGGAAUCGUGCCGGUGCGGUGUUUUCAGCUUGCACCGAUUUCCAUCCGCAACGAAGAACGCCAAGCUACGCCACCAGUGGAUAGCUGCACUGAAUAGGAAGAACUACCAGCCCAGUGAAAAUGCGCGAGUUUGCUCUGAGCACUUCCUGGACAACAAGCCUACAGAGCAGAAUCCCGUGCCGAUGCUUCGCCUUGGCUAUAACAAAAAGGCAAGCCUUUUCGUGUUUUCAUUCAUGUAGAGCUCCCGACGGUUAAGAGGAACAGUUGAGUUUGCGGUUAGCGAUACUAGCAGCUGGCGCGCGGCAUGACCAUUAAGCGUGAACAAGUCGUAGGCAAUAGAAUGUUGCCCUGCUGGUGAGCGUUAUUACUAACGAAAGUAAACUGAAGUCUGCUCGUCACGUAGCAUGCGUCCACAAAGACGUAAACGACGACUGCUCGUCGCCGAAGGUGUUCUUGCAGCGCGUCUGUCUUUACAUUUAGGUGUCAUUCGUAACGAAUUCAUUUGAGCCUCCUGAUCUCUAAACUGCGUGCGUGCUGUUAUGCGAGGCAAAGCACGAAAUUUUUCUUUUCAUAUAGCGAGGAAAAUUAGGUGGUUAAUUAUUGUUGCAUUUUGUAACAAAGUUUUGGUUGCUCUCACCUGUUUUUUUUUUUUCUGAGGGAGCGCCAACAAUCUGAUAUGGCCUCGCACAAGCGAAACAGAUCUGAUACCAGGUAACUGCAGUUUUUGGGGAUAAUUUCUUGGAAUGCAGGUGCGGUUGUUGUCUUGUACGAAAGGGGUCCCUGAUGAUGCAGCUUUAAGUAGGGAUGGUAAUUUUAUGUGCCCUGUAAUAGUUGGUGCAACAACUCACACCUGCAUCUGUCGUGCUCACCUUGUUAUGCGGGCUUUGACAGCACAUGUAGUUGAACAUUAUAACCACUGUAGUUCCACAUUUUCCAAUGAGUGCAGGUUUAGUGCCAUACGCUGCUUGUUCUAAGUGCUAUAGGCUUGUGUUCUGAAUGUUGUGCUUUUAAGUGGUUGCACGAUACAAUUGGCCUUGUGCAUUUUGUUUUUCAUUUUGAGAGGAAUUUAUAUCUUCCCAACAGUUAUGGCACAGAAAAGAACUACAGCCCUUCUUACUAUAACAUAUAGUUUGUUUGUUUUCAAUGUGCAGGUGGUGAAGGGCAGGCGUCUGCUAAUCAGGCAGGCUGUAAGCCCAGUCAAGCGACCUCGCCAUUGUGCUGCCGAACGUGGCCAACCUAGCAGUGAACAUGACAAACAAGACCAUACUGAAAGUGCAGAGGACAAUGUUCUGUGUGCUGGUGGAAACCUAGGAACGUUGCAUGCUGGUACCCAAGCACUAGCUGCUGCCUGUCCACAAUAGGAGAGAGAGAGAGAAACAACUUUAAUUGAAAACACCAACAAUCCGAUAUGGCCUCGCACAAGCGAGCAACACUGCACAAACGAGACCACACGAGCAACACAACGAUACCACACAAACGAGCAACACAAGCGUGAACAGGAGCAGCAGAUCAUUCAGCAGCAAGUGCCCACAUCCCAGCAGGUAGCGUCUGUUCACCUUCCUGCAGUGGAUGCCCCGAAUGAAACAGCGCAAAUGGAGACACCAGGUCACACUAAAACAAGUGUAGUAGAAGCUAAAAGCACAGUAGAACUGUAUAACAGCGAACUGCAGGAGGUCGCAUCCGAAAGGCUUGAUAUUGUCCCUGCUACAUACGAGGUGGUGGUCGAAAGCACUGAAGAGGCAGCCCCAAAUUUUUAUUUUGAGACAUCUUAUGAUGCAGAGAAUCUCCACACUGUUAAACUGUCCACAGUGUCAUCACUUUCAGAGCCCGAGCAAGCAAUAGUGCCAAUGGAUGUUUCACUUGAGUGUGUGCAAAUAAUUUUGCACGAACACUGCUACUUUUCUUGUAGUGUGAAAAAUGUUGAUGCAGGAACUCAAACAUCUAUUUACAAUACAGUUUCAUUACCGCCUAGUCAGUACCAGUUUUACACUGGAUUGAGCUAUUGCACCUUCUGUGAAUUAGUCAACGUUGUGGAGAGUAAGGUCAGCACUCAAUUCAAAUUAAGCAUUAGUGAUGCUGUUCUGCUGACUUUGAUGCGCCUUAGACUGGGCUUGCUCUAUGCUGACUUAGCGUAUCGGUUUGCUAUAUCUGUAUCUCUUGUUGGUAAAAUUUUUCGCACAAUUCUUCGAGCACUAGCUGAAAUUUCCAGACAACAUUUGAUCACCUGGCUACCUCAGGAGACCAUACAGAGGUCACUUCCAAAAACAUUCAAAGAAAGCAUGUACAAGAACACUAGGUGCAUAAUAGACUGCACAGAGGUGUAUAUGCAGCGCCCCAAGAAGCUGUAUGCUCGUGCUCAGACGUACAGCCAGUACAAAGGCGGAAACACUGCAAAAUUUCUAGUAGCCAUAGCACCCACAGGCUUCAUUAUGUUUGUAUCUAAAGUAUAUGGUGGCCGGCCUUCUGAUCGGUUUAUCGUGCAAGACUCAGGAUUUUGCGACUACCUCGAAAACUGUGAUGAAGUAAUGGCAGAUCGAGGCUUCACCUUGAAUGAGGAGAUGAAAGCAAAAUGUGUUCGCCUAAAUAUGCCCGCUUUUACACAAGGAAGGAACAGGCUUGAAGAAGUGGAGGUGACGAGAACAAGGCGAAUUGCGUCAUUAAGAAUACAUGUCGAAAGAGCAAUUAACCAUAUUAAGACAUUCAGAAUACUCAAGUACAGUGUCCCAAUUCAUCACAAGAAACUUGUAAAUGAGAUUGUUGUAGUUUGUGCAGGACUUUGCAAUUUGAAGUCACCCCUGAUUCGCAGUGAUAUCAUAGUUGAAGAAGGUACUCCGUGAGCGAAAGUAUAUGGCCUCAGGCUCGCUGAAAAACACUAAAUUUAGUCGUAAUUCAGACAUACAAACGGACAAGUGGCCGGGAAAGCUCGCAAUGUCAUGUUUAUACUGCAGUCCUCAGUUUCAAGUUAUAUGCGUUGGUGAAAAAAAAAUCUGCUUAAUCGCAGAAUCUGUGGUAUGUAUACUUUUGCGCAGAGGAGUACCUGUGUCAAGUGCAUUACUUGCUAGCAAUGACUUAGUCGUGGGUGCCAGAUUGGUCUUGCAACACUUGCUAAAAGAAGGCUGUGUUAAUUUUGUGUUGUGUAUGGUACGCUUUUUUAUUUUUAGGAGUGAUUUCACUUUAAAAUCUGAGACUUGCAUUAUGUUUUUCUAAAUGUUCAUAGAGAGCCUGGUAGACUUUUCUUGUGAGAGGUUUCACGUGAACUGUGACAUUUAUUCUAAAUAUGCGAGAAAAAAAAGCCUGCAAGGUACUAUACUUCCCAGUUGUCCAUCAUGUGUAUUGACAAUUUUUGUGCUUAUUUUUUAUAGCUGUGUUGUAGUAUUACGUGCAAUUUGCCAGUGUACAUGUAAUGUCAUCUCACACAAGUGCUCAAGUGAUUUGGAAGGUUAUUCUAUUUUGUUCUUAUAUAUGUUCACAAAGAGGAGCCUGAUAACCUUUUUUUUCUAGUUGCGUGCGAUUUCACUCUGAAGUCCAAGAUUUAUUCUGGUAGAUUGAGUCAAAGGUACGCCAGGAGGAAAUCAUGCAAGAUGUAUUCGCCAGUUGUAUUUAUGUGUAGUACCAUUUUUUAUACAUAUGAUGAUUUUUAUACCUUCAUUGUAAUCAGUACAAUUUUCUAGUGUACAUGUAAGGUCAUAUCACACAAGCGCUCAUGUGAUUUGGAAGGCUAUUGCAUGAUGUUCUCAUAAAUGUUCACAAAGAGGAACCAAGGCGAGUCACCACUGUGCAGCUUCUUGUUUUCUGUGAAAGAAACUUUUUUGCACUAGUUUGGAUAGUGCAUUUUACUGUCUAGAAAAGUACAAGGCUGGAAACCAUUCUUUAUUGAUUCAUCAACAUAAAUGACAGGUAUUUGUGUUCCAAAGGUUACAGCUGUGGACAAUUUUUUUUUGUCUCCGUAGAUUGUAUAUACAUAUUGUUACACUUUUGCUUUGAAUGCAUUGGCACCAGCAGCAGGGAUAUAUGGGUCGGUAUUUUGUAGCGAUGCGUUAUGCUUUAUGCUAUACUAGUCCUAUCAUCCACCGCUCACGGCCGGCUGAUCCCGUUGAUAACGUAAGCAGACCGUCGCUCUGACCACCGACCAAGCUCGAAAAGGCAUUACCAUCGGAAAGGCAUAGCUACAAAAUACCGUCCUUGGUCUCCACAAUAGAUCCUUGCUGGACUUGGUAAACAGAACAAACUUUGUGUGCACAUGUAAGAUGCGUGACUUGUUUUAUGCCUCAGGGCAAACUUCCAAAUAAAAAUAAACGAACUAUUGCACAU
This is a messenger RNA of Dermacentor silvarum, 4596 nucleotides long. RefSeq lists its product as uncharacterized. NCBI's taxonomy places the organism in Eukaryota, Metazoa, Arthropoda, Arachnida, Ixodida, Ixodidae. The transcript is spliced from 2 exons. The record is from RefSeq and is a predicted model, not a curated record. The coding region runs from base 1878 to 3122 and encodes 414 amino acids.